CACCAUUCCAGACCUAUGGGUUCACAUAAUGUUCUUCUGGAAGAGGCGAGAGAGAGAGAGAGGGAGAUGUUGAAAAAGACCAUUUUUCAAAAGACUAAACCUUAAAUCUCUUCACACUGAAUCACCUUCAUCUGCCUGAAUGCUGUCUGGAUUUUCAAAUUUGUUACAUCUGUGGCCAUGAAUUUGUCUUCCAGUCAACACUAAAUCAGAAAUGCUUUGAAGGAUGAUGUCAUGGAGAUAAAAAGAUAAAACAAAACAAAAAGGCAAAACAAAAAAACUGCAACAAAAAACUCCCACAAACCCUUGCCACUGAAACAUCACAAUCAGAUUGCUGGAAAUAUGCCUCAACUCCAUGCAGCUCCCCUAUACUCUGAUAACUUCUGCCCUGCGAAGCAAAGUCAACAAAAAUGAGCAUCACAUUGAAAAAAGGCCAUCUCAAGUAAAGUAGAGAGAACAUUCCUGGAACAUUGUAUUCUUCAUGGAAACAACUGUAAAGAAAAAGAGUUUGAGCAAGCAUAAUAAAAGUCCGCCAAGUGCUGGAAGGGAACCUGCUAAUAUCUCUACCAUCCUGCCUUCAAAACAGAUUGCGAAACCCAGUGUGUCAGAUCUUCCCACAGUUUUGCCAGAAAUAGUGAGUUUAGAUUCCAUAGUAAAAGCAAGCCCUGGGAAAAGGAGACCAGGCACUGUAAUAAUAUCAAAACGGUCGAACACUACAAACAUGUCUCAGAGUCAGUUGAAUCGCCCAGUCAUUCCAUCAAAGAGACCCGGCUUUAGGGUGUGCUAUAUCUGUGGCAGAGAAUUUGGGUCACAAUCUCUUGCCAUACAUGAACCCAAAUGCUUGGAGAAGUGGCGUAUUGAAAAUGACAAAUUACCAAAGCAUCUCAGAAGAGCAGAGCCUGCUAAACCUCAGUCCCUCACUGGUGGCACCUAUAAUAUUAAGGCUGCAAAUGAGGCAGCUUAUCAGAGUGCUCAACCUCAGCUCUUACCCUGUGAAAACUGUGGUCGCACUUUUCUUCCUGAUCGUCUCCCUGUGCACCAAAGGAGUUGCAGACCAAAGGAUGGUGGCCUGGGCCCUUCAAGCUCUAACCCUCCUAAAUCUGUUAAAGGCCCUAGCUCUGGCCUUGUAUCUGCAGCAUGUACUGAUCAAUCUAGUAAAGUUCAACAAAAAAGUGGGACCAUACCAGACAAGCCACCAGCCAUCAGACGGCCACCCACUGUUGUUUGUUAUAUAUGUGGCCGUGAGUUUGGAACUAAAUCUAUUGGCAUCCAUGAACCACAAUGUCUGAAAAAAUGGCAUAACGAGAAUGACAUGCUACCCAAACAUUUACGAAGACCUGAACCUAAAAAGCCAGAAGUCAGAUCCUUAGGAGCCAAAGGUUUCUAUGAUCUUGAUGCUCUAAAUGAGGCUGCCUGGAACAGUGCCCAGAGCCAGUUAGUUCCAUGUGAUAUUUGUGGGCGUACUUUCCUGCCAGACAGACUGAUUGUCCACCAGCGAUCCUGUAAACCGAAACCAGCAAAGUAAAGUACCCCCCUCCCCCCUCAAACACACACCUUCCAGCCAAAGCAUUAAAGGAAUAAAAUCCUGCUUGGAAAUAAAAGGCAUAGCUCAGAGGCUCUGUAAAAUCACAGUGAUGUGGAAACAUGUUCAGAUCAUCUCCUUGGUAAAAACAACAGUAGCCACUAUAACAUAGGCCAAAUACAGUGAUUUUUUAGCACAUCAUUAUAGAAAUGGAAAACAUAUCUCAUCAUUUCUGUGCUCUGAGGGGUGCAGCACAGAGCUUAUAGUUCAGGGGUGCCAGUAAGGUGCCUUUAAGCCACCUCCUGAGCCUGUGCUAUUCUGGGGGGAUGUAGCGGGGCAGUCACCCCGCUCUGGCUCAGAAGGGGUUAAAAGCCAGCCCUUGGAGAGGGCCAGGGCUGAGAGAAAAGUCUAGGCUGAUUGGGCAAGCAGCCACAGCUGGGGCCAUGCCCCAAUCAGGCCACAGUUGGCCGUAUAAAAGGGCUGUGAGCCAACAGCUUAGGCCCCCCCCAAGGACCUGACUGCCUGGGAGCUGAGCAGGGUUCCUGAGAAGAGUAGUGCUGGGGAGCUUCAGCCUGGUAACUCCCCAGGCUGCAGGCCUUGUGCAAGGCCUACAGAGGUACUGGGACUGCAAAGGGAUAGCCUGGGGUUAGGCAAAGGCAGCGGGUCCUACCCCCUUGCUGAUGAUGAGUGGUUU
Molecule: messenger RNA, 2213 nt
Organism: Chelonia mydas (Green sea turtle)
Lineage: Eukaryota; Metazoa; Chordata; Testudines; Cheloniidae
Product: zinc finger protein 474
Exons: 5
Coding region: 479-1522 (347 amino acids)
Source: RefSeq, a predicted model, not a curated record